AUGAGCUGGUCAAAGAGUCAAAUUGCUGGCUAUAUUCUUGCCACUACUGUUGCAAAAGAUUUUCAGUUCCAGUUGAUACUUGUGAAAACAAUUGGCAUCUCUGAAGUCACCAAUAUUGAUGAAAAUCACAAAGAAGAUCCAUCAAUAAUAUAA
Ambispora gerdemannii is the source of this 153-nucleotide messenger RNA. Lineage: Eukaryota; Fungi; Glomeromycota; Glomeromycetes; Archaeosporales; Ambisporaceae. The record is from the annotation of a GenBank genome assembly.